Messenger RNA from Puntigrus tetrazona (Sumatra barb), 8553 nucleotides. RefSeq names its product ankyrin 1, erythrocytic b (gene ank1b). The record is from RefSeq and is a predicted model, not a curated record. Gene Ontology annotation, molecular function: protein binding. The coding region runs from base 305 to 6085 and encodes 1926 amino acids. NCBI's taxonomy places the organism in Eukaryota, Metazoa, Chordata, Actinopteri, Cypriniformes, Cyprinidae. Gene Ontology annotation, biological process: signal transduction. The transcript is spliced from 41 exons.
ACUGCUGAGGCUUGGACUGCGUGACUGACUGGUGUGUUGCAAGAGAGAGGGAGAGAGAAAGAGAGAGAGAGAAGGGAGGGGGGAUGGGAAGGAUCUUGCUUGGAUGAGGUGCAAGCAGGCAGGCAGGCAGGCAGCAGCAUCAUCUCUUUUGUAGCGCGCUGCUGAGGGAUCGUGCCGCCUAGAGCCGUGCAGGGCGCUCACUCCUCACAGGCGCGCACAGCGCCACCGCCUCUCCCGCACUGGCCGCCGCAGGGACAGCGACAGCCUCCGUUACAGGCACAGCACUGCUUGUUGCAGCGGCACCAUGGCGCAAGCCGCUAAGCAGAUCCGCAAGAACAAGGACCUACAGGAGCUCGCAGCUCAAGAGCAGCGAGAGAAGGAGGAGGAGAAGAUCAAGAAGAGGAACCGAUCGAGAGACCGUAGACGCAAGGCGGAUGCGUCAACCAGUUUCCUCCGUGCUGCACGCUCAGGUAAUCUGGAAAAGGCUCUGGACCAUAUCAAAAAUGGAAUAGACAUCAACACAGCCAAUCAGAAUGGGCUUAACGGGUUGCACUUGGCCUCCAAAGAAGGCCACGUUAAGAUGGUGCUGGAGCUGCUGCACAAUGGAAUUGACUUGGAGACUACUACAAAGAAAGGGAAUACCGCCCUUCAUAUUGCUGCUCUGGCCGGUCAAGAGAAAGUGGUUGCUGAACUGAUCAAUUAUGGUGCCAACGUCAAUGCCCAAUCUCAGAAAGGUUUCAGUCCGCUGUACAUGGCAGCACAGGAGAAUCACUUAGAAGUGGUAAAGUAUCUACUUGAACACGGAGCCAAUCAGAGCCUUCCAACUGAGGAUGGCUUUACUCCUUUGGCGGUAGCUCUUCAGCAGGGUCACGAGAACGUGGUGGCCCUUCUGAUAAAUUAUGGCACCAAGGGCAAAGUGCGUCUGCCAGCGCUGCACAUUGCGGCACGCAACGACGACACGCGCACUGCUGCCGUACUCCUGCAGAACGACCCAAACCCAGACGUCCUCAGCAAAACCGGCUUUACUCCUCUCCACAUCGCAGCCCAUUAUGAGAAUCUCAGUGUCGCCCAGCUUUUGUUAAACAGAGGAGCCAAUGUGAACUUUACGCCCAAGAAUGGCAUUACUCCAUUACAUAUUGCUUCCAGAAGGGGGAAUGUGAUUAUGGUGCGGCUUCUGUUGGACAGAGGAGCUCAGAUAGAUGCCAAGACAAAGGAUGAGCUGACGCCGCUGCAUUGUGCAGCCAGAAACGGUCAUGUACGUGUGGUGGAGAUCCUGCUAGACCAGGGUGCUCCCAUUCAGGCCAAGACCAAGAACGGUCUAUCUCCCAUCCACAUGGCAGCGCAGGGUGAUCACAUGGACUGCGUGAGGCAGCUGCUGCAAUACAAUGCAGAGAUCGAUGACAUCACCCUGGACCACCUGACCCCGCUGCACGUUGCAGCCCACUGUGGGCACCACCGCAUGGUAAAGGUGCUGUUGGACAAGGGGGCAAAAGCUAAUGCUCGUGCUCUGAAUGGAUUCACGCCGUUGCACAUUGCCUGCAAGAAGAACCACAUGCGGUCCAUGGACCUUCUGCUGAAGCAUUCAGCAUCUCUGGAGGCUGUGACUGAGUCGGGCCUGACUCCUCUUCAUGUAGCUGCAUUCAUGGGGCAUCUCAAUAUUGUGAAGAGUCUGCUUCAGAGAGGAGCUUCACCCAACGCAUCUAAUGUGAAAGUGGAGACCCCUUUGCACAUGGCUGCCAGAGCAGGGCACUGCGAGGUGGCUCAGUUUCUGCUGCAGAACAAUGCGCAGGUGGAUGCCAAAGCGAAGGAUGAUCAAACCCCCUUGCAUUGUGCAGCUCGAAUGGGACAUAAGGAGUUGGUGAAGCUGCUCUUGGAACAUAAGGCAAAUCCAGAUUCAGCCACCACGGCAGGUCACACUCCUUUGCACAUCGCCGCCCGCGAGGGUCAUGCGCAAACCACACGCAUCCUGCUCGACGGGAAUGCCCAACAAACCAAAAUGACCAAGAAAGGAUUUACUCCUCUACAUGUAGCAUGUAAAUACGGGAAAGUGGAUGUUGCGGAGCUGCUUUUGGAAAGAGGGGCCAAUCCCAAUGCAGCCGGAAAGAAUGGCUUGACCCCUUUGCACGUUGCCGUCCAUCACAACAACCUUGAUGUAGUCAAGCUGCUGGUCAGCAAGGGCGGCUCUCCGCACAGCACGGCAAGAAAUGGCUACACAGCCUUGCAUAUCGCAGCCAAGCAGAACCAACUAGAGGUGGCAAGCAGUCUGCUGCAGUACGGCGCUAAUGCCAACUCAGAAUCACUACAGGGCAUCACCCCUCUUCACCUGGCAUCACAGGAGGGCCAACCUGAUAUGGUGGCACUGCUCAUCUCCAAACAGGCCAAUGUGAACCUGGGCAACAAGAAUGGGCUGACACCUCUGCACCUGGUUGCUCAGGAAGGGCAUGUGGGCAUUGCAGACAUGCUGGUGAAGCAGGGUGCUUCAGUCUAUGCAGCCUCAAGGAUGGGCUACACACCCUUACAUGUAGCAUGUCAUUAUGGAAACAUAAAGAUGGUGAAGUUCUUACUCCAGCAGCAAGCACAUGUUAACAGCAAGACAAGAUUGGGAUACACUCCUUUACAUCAAGCAGCUCAGCAGGGUCAUACAGACAUUGUCACCCUGCUGCUUAAACAUGGAGCCCUGCCCAAUGAAAUCACCACUAAUGGGACGUCACCUCUGGGUAUCGCUAAGCGGCUAGGCUACAUCUCUGUCAUUGAUGUGCUGAAGCUGGUGACUGAGGAAUCUGUAUCUAUGAUCACCACCGAGAAGCAUCGCAUGAGUUUUCCAGAGACGGUGGAUGAGAUACUGGACGUGUCGGAAGAUGAAGGUGAUGAACUUCUCGGGAUGGAUGGGGCUCGCUAUUUGAAGCUGGAUGACCUGAAAGACCAGGAUGAUGAUUUUCUGUCUCCUAAGAAAACCCUGAGAGACUUUGAGAGUGGGAUGGGCACGACACCUUACUCACCCGCAAUUCCCAGAAUUCCAUGCGUGUCACCUGAAACUGUCAUGUUGGACCAGCACACACCUGUCCCUUUGCCAAAGGAGUAUGAUGAGGACUCUCUAAUCCCCAGUAGUCCAGCCACAGAGACCUCAGACAACGUUAGCCCAGUGGCCAGCCCCAUCCACACUGGGUUUCUGGUGAGCUUUAUGGUGGAUGCGAGAGGCGGCUCUAUGCGUGGCAGCAGACAUAAUGGUCUUCGUGUGAUCAUCCCGCCACGCACCUGCGCCGCCCCGACACGCAUCACCUGCCGUCUGGUCAAACCACAGAAACUCACCACCCCACCUCCUCUCGUGGAGGGAGAGGGACUCGCGUCUCGUAUUAUCUCUCUAGGGCCUUCCAGUAUGCAGUUUCUGGGGCCAGUCAUCGUGGAGAUCCCUCAUUUUGCGUCCUUGAGCCGAGGUGAUCGGGAACUAGUGGUUCUCCGAAGUGAAAAUGGCUCUGUGUGGAAAGAGCACCGGAACCGCUAUGGUGAUGACGUUCUGGAGACCAUUCUUAAUGGAAUGGAUGAAGAUCUGGAAAGUCAGGAGGAGCUGGAGAAGAAAAGAAUUCGGCGAAUCAUCUCUACAGACUUCCCUCUCUACUUCGCCGUGGUGUCACGUAUUCAGCAGGAGAGCGAUCUUAUAGGUCCAGAGGGAGGUCAGCUGACGAGUAAGCUGGUACCUCAGGUUCAGGCCAUUUUCCCUGACACGGCGGUCACUAAGAGGGUCCGACUUGGCCUACAGGCUCAGCCAAUCCCUGAUGAGCUGCUGACUCGGCAAUUAGGAAACCAGGCCACAUUCAGUCCCGUUGUGACAGUGGAGCCUCGUCGGCGCAAGUUCCACCGACCAAUCGGGCUGCGUAUCCCUUUGCCUCCAUCCUGGAGGGAGAGUCCACGUGACGCCGGCGAGGGAGACACUACCAGCCUCCGCCUCCUCUGCAGUGUUAUUGGUGGCACUGCUCCCGCUCAGUGGGAAGACAUCACUGGCACUACCAAGCUCAUGUAUUCACACAACUGUGCCAACUUCACCACCAAUGUAUCCGCAAGGUUCUGGCUGGCGGACUGUCCCCGAACGGCGGAGGCCGUGACCUUCGCCAACCUGCUGUACCGUGAGUUGAUGUCAGUUCCGUACAUGGCCAAAUUUGUGGUAUUUGCUAAGAUGAACGAUGCCAGAGAGGGCCGUCUGCGCUGUUACUGCAUGACCGAUGACAAAAUAGACAAAACCCUUGAGCUGCACGAGAACUUCUCCGAAGUGGCCCGCAGCAGAGACAUAGAGGUGAUGGAGGGGAUGCCGCUGCACUUAGAAUGUUCUGGAAACCUGGUGCCUGUGAGGAAAGCCACCCAGCAGCCACGUAGCUUCAGUUUCCAAGCCUUCAGAGACAACCGGCUACCUGUCUCUGUAAAGGUGAGAGACGCCAAUAAGGAAGCCACCGGGUUCCUGUCCUUCCUGCGCAAGUCUACCAAGUACGAGGACACGCAGCACGUGCUGUGCAACCUCAACAUCUCCAUGCCUCCCUGCGUCAAGGUGGUGGGUAGCGAUGAGCGGCGGAGAACGUUGACCCCUCUCGCCUUGAGGGAGAGGUACAGCGCCCUGAACGAGCCUGGCCUGGCCACUGUGAAUGCCAUGGAGAGAACCGAACUAAAGAUCACAGUAAUAGCAGAGCAGCUGGGACUGAGCUGGACCGAGCUGGCGAGGGAGCUGCAGUUCAGCGUGGAUGACAUUAACCGGAUCAGAGUGGAGAAUCCCAACUCUCUCCUGGACCAGAGUUCGGCUCUGCUCAACCUGUGGGUCAGCCGAGAGGGCAAGAAGGCCAAGAUGGAGAACCUCUAUGGGGCUCUGAAGAACAUUGACCGGUCAGAUAUUGUGAAGUCUCUGGAGGCUCAAGCUCCUCAGGUGCUUCCAGAGGCGGUGGAGGAAGGAGCCUGUAGACUGUCUGAUCGUGACUCCACUCUGCUUUCCCCUAGUGUCGUCAACGGUUACGGGCUGGUGCAGGAGGAGCUGCUCUCCCCCGCUUCUAUGCAGUACAGCCUGCCCUCUCCGCUGGGCGUCGAGCCCUACUGGCAGGAGGUGUCGAGUCUGGAGUGUGCGCCCAUCGCCACCACUGAGGAGGACACUAUGAUGGAGAUGUCGGAUGUGCAGGUAUGGCCAGCGGGGGUCAGUCCGUCCCUGGUGACCGUGGAAGACUCGUCUCUGGAUGGUAGCAGCCGUGCGGAUGACUCUGAGGCUAACACGUUGAGCCUGCCCUGCAGCAGUUUGGGGAGGCCCAGCAGCGGAGCCAGCGGGGCAAGCGGCUCCAUUAUGGAGCUGGAGGAAGAGGAGGAGGAAGAGGAGAUUGAGGAAGAUGACAUACAGCACGAGCCGGUGUCUACAAGUGCAGAAAAGGCAUGGGCCAGUGGCGCCGUCCCAAAGGCCAACUAUAACGGGCAGGCUGGAGGUCAGAGGUCGGAGGGCAAGAGGACAGAGGUGGCAGCGGCGGCUGCGGGCGGCAGUUUGACAGGUGUAGCUAGAGGAGGAGGAAAGGGUGGAAAAGGGGCAAGUUCAGAGGAAAAGUUUUCUGUUCUUACAGGGCAACAGCUCUACGCUCAGUUGUGCGAGAGAACCGGACUGACUCGAGCCCUUGAACACAAUGGGGACAGGCUCAGCGGCGGUGCCUUCCAACCUUACUCGCAGGAGAAAGACUCCCUCCACAGCUGGUCCCAACCCAAAGCGAGGCAGACCAUGGAGGCCAUGAUGUCAUCGUCCCCGGACCACAAUCAGUCACGUGUAGCACAGGAGGCCCUUCUUACACCGGUAUGUGAUACAGGCCAUUCGGAGGUCCUGCGGGGGCGUCUGCUAGGCACUCAGCCCUUUGAUAAAGGGCUGGGCUUCUCCCAUCAGGAGGGGGAAUUACGGGCAUGGGACCAGGACAGACGGAAGGCACAGAAGGAUGAUCCGAUAGAUCUUGCCAGUGAUCAUCUACAUGAAGAGCAGUUUACCGAUGAGCAUGGGAAUGUUGUGAACAAGUUGGGCAUGGAUGUGAAAAGGGAUGUCCAGACCGUGAAGCACUCCAGUCUACGGAGAGUAAAGCACUGAAACAAACACAAACUGUCCUGAAGGUACGGCCCGGGACUGGUAAAAUGAUUAGAGAAUUACAUAAGAACAACUUUAAACCCAUGGGGCAGGCUAGCUUUGCUAAACUUGAGUGAUUCGUCCAUCGGUUUUAUGUUUUAGCCAGAGUGAAGGAGCUAUUUGUUCACAAAGGAUUGCUCUUCCAGGGUCGAACAUCCACUGCCAAACCAUCUUUCACCUACGCACGACUGGGAGAUAGGACGAUGAUGGAAAAAAAAAACAAAACAUGCAGCAAAAGAACAAUACAUCGCGCCCAAAUCCUACAGUCAAACAACUAUGGAGCGCCACCGGAAAACAACAAGGAGAUGGAGUUCUCUACCUGUAGUUUUGUAACAUUUUUAACAGAAGAAAAAAGAAACAUACAACUAGCAUAGGGCAUGAACUUUUUCUACAAAACGUGAAGAAAACCACCAAAAAAAGCAACAAAAGUGCUUCCUGUCAACUGUAAACGCAUGACUGACUGCUGGUGCAUGACCUAUGAGCUGUCAUUAUCUAAAAAACUGAAGGGGUACGAGGUAAAGGGCCGUUCCAGGACUGGCAGCGGGGAGGGAAAAAAACCUUUGGACCUUUUGAUCUUGAAAACGAGAGACUCUUGAAACAAAGGGUCUUGGGAAAACAACAGCCCAAAAAAAGCAACAGUUCUUUAUUUUGUCAAAUUGAUUGUCAUUACACAGCAGCAUAGUGGACGCUAAGCCCGUCACGUCAUUUCCCACAGGCCCUUUAUCCUGUUAUUCAAUGUGAUAUAUGCACUCUAAUGCUACGUGAAUGUGCGUCGGUGUGUGUGCGUGUGUGUCGGUAUCUAACGCAUGUGUACUCGCUUCUGGCUUGGUACUGAGCUUUUUUUCUGGAUCGGUCAGAGCUCAUUUGGUGUUUGCCAUGGGAAUGACAACAAGCCACUGUGCUCUCCCGCUUGUGAGCGUCCGCGUUCGUUUAUUUCCAUUUUGUGAAGCGUAUCCGUGUUCUUUUGAACUGUCAGCCACCUUUUACUUUUAUAUCUCUCGUUUUGAAUUUCUAGCCCCCCUGUUUAAAAAAAAAAAACAGAUUGAUUUAUUUGUUGCAGGAUAGUGUAGCUUUGUACGUAACACCCAAAAUGGCAACCUAAGGAGGGCAUGUGCUUUCUCUGUUUGACAGUUCACAACUCUAACCUCUGACCUACCGACCAUCCAUUCAUCAACAUUUGUAGCUCAGCUGCUCGACUAAAACCGCAUUGUCGGACCGAUUUCAGACUAAUGUAGCAUUGCAUGCUGGUUAACACUGCUUUUCAUGCUGUUCUCUUGGGCCCGCACUCGGCCCGUUUUUUUUUUUUUUUUUCUAUUUAUUAAUCAAGCUGUGCCGGUGGAAAAAAAAACGAUUGUAGCUGUGACGUGUGGGGCUUGGGGACUAUCUCUGAGUAACUGCCUUUGUAAUGUUUGGGAUUUCGGAAGAAAUAGGAAGCGUUUUAAACGAUUAUUCUUUUUCUCUCUGUUCGUUCGUUUUCAUUUGGAUGUACAGUUAAAAAUAGACCGAUAAAUAUACAGACAGCACUGUGAAAGUCCACCUUAAAAUUGACCCCUGAACUGUGAACUCACAACUGUCUGUCUCACUUUUUGGCUUCAAAUGUCUCACUUUUACCAACACGCACCAACGAGGUUAUAUGGUAACUAUGGGAAGCUUAAACUACUUCUAUUCAUGUAACCGGUUCCCUAUUAGCGUCAUUUGCAUGUGUUUUUUUUUAGUUGGUGUUAUUUUUUUAACUACGAAAGAGCCCAAACAUACACAAAACUCUUCAAAGUAUAGUCUACCAAAGCAAUAAUAUCAAACGUGCUGCAACAGUUGGAAUACUGCGUUGUCGUCGGUGUGCGUGCGUGCGCGUGUUUUUCCGUCUACGAGUGCUUGUGUGUUCAGUAUAUACUGUAUUAACCCGACAUUUUAGUAGCAUUUGUAAGACGUAUACGAUUCAAGAGAUAUAACAGCAUGCAUGAGUAUCUCACACCGUAUGCAAUUACGCGACCUACAUGCCAACUCGAGUUCACUGAAAGGUAGCCGUUUCACUUUAAUGGACAAGGUUUCUUUGAACAGCUGGCAAGCAUAAUGAAAAUCAGGUACGGUGCUCAGCAUUUAAUCACAGCACAGUAGCUUACAUAGUCACGAGCACACCGUGAUAUACUGGCUCACACAUUUGUGUAGUUUAAGUUGAGGGAUGUCACUGAGCGAAUGAAUGAGUGAGUGUAUGAAUAAAUGAACUUAUGCUCCAAACGAGAAAAACAAACAACAAAAAAAAAAAGAUUUAUGGAAUGCAUGGACAAUUGGACGAAUGACAAUGAUUGUACUUUCAUAUUUAAAAAGAAAAUGUCUAAUCAGAUCCUAGUGUUUUUGUUGAUUUCAUGCAACUGUGCGCUUUGUGAGACCGCGCACGUCCCUUCGCAUUAAAACCCUCAUGAGUUUUGCCUUCA